AUGCUCCGCUUUGUUCCUCGUCGUCUCGCCAUCGGCGCGUAUUCCAUGUUCAUGAUUGAGCAGAGGAACAAUCCGAAGCUGAAGGGCCUCGCUGUUGCCGAUCGCGGUAAGAUGACGUCCAAGAUGUACAAAGCUCUGAGUGCGAACGAAAAGGCGGCGCUCGACUAG
Leishmania braziliensis MHOM/BR/75/M2904 is the source of this 168-nucleotide messenger RNA. Its product is annotated as putative kinetoplast-associated protein. Bases 1 to 168 code for a protein of 55 amino acids. The record is from RefSeq and is a predicted model, not a curated record. The transcript has a single exon. NCBI's taxonomy places the organism in Eukaryota, Euglenozoa, Kinetoplastea, Trypanosomatida, Trypanosomatidae.